CGAGGGCAUAGCCACGUUCAAGUUUACACCGUGUUCUCUGGAGAGCAAAUUUGUCUGCUGACAGAUGUUCCUCUGUGCCUCGAUGAGCAUGACUUAAAAUCUAAACGUCUUUUUUUUACCUUUUGACUGAUUACAAACCAGUGAGAACGGGAUAUUAUUGGAUGGAGUUGGUCGAAAAUGCGAUCGUUUGUUCUUCUCGCCUGUUUGUGUGGAUGCGUCUUGAGCUCAGGCAUCCCAGUGUGUGAGCGUUGUGUGUGUGUCUCAGUCUGGCCAAUGCAGAUGCAAUGCUACCAUUGUGAGGAGAGUCUGCUGGACAACGACUGCUCCUCACCAAGGUUCAUCGUCAACUGCACGGCCAACAUCCAAAAUGCCUGUCAGAAGGAGGUGAUCCACAGCCAGGAUGGAGUGGUCACCUACCGUAAGCAGUGUGCGUCCUACAGCACGUGCCUGAUCACCUCGGCAGGGUACCAGUCCUUCUGCAGCCCGGGGCGCAGGGGCUCUAUCUGCAUCAGCUGCUGCAACACGCCGCUGUGUAAUGGCCCCCGGCCCCCCCGCUUCAACCCCGCGCCGCGCCACGGGCCGCCCGCUCCCAGCGUCCUGCUGCCGCUGGCCGCCGCCAUGGCCGCACUGCCCAGCCUCUUCCUGCUGUGAGGCCGCUUGGGGCCCACUGCACAGCCACGGCUACACUGGCUUUCUCUGUUCUUGUCGAGAAAAGGCAGAUGACAGAAAACCACACACAUGCUCUCUAUCUCGCUCUCUCUCUCUCUCUCUCUCUCUCUCACACACACACACACACACACACACACAACAAAAAAUCCUGUUCCUGUUCUGAAAUGUCUUUUGAAACUCCUGUGGUGUCUUAUCAGAUCAAGCUUUUUGGAAGCCAGUCCUGUGGGGAAAUAACAGAGAUUUGACAGAAUGUUUUCCUGGAAUCCAAUAUCCGUUUUGCCGGAAACAUUUUAACACCGUUGGAGUUUGGGAGGGAAAAUGGAAAAUGCAACCCACUGGAAGCCAUUUUCACACCGUAGCUUACUUUGUUACUACACGACUGCAGAGAUGCUUUUCACGUUUCCAGCACUUGUUUGAAUGGCAAGGGACAACAGAACAGUACAUUCUACAUGUUUCUCACUCAUUCAUUCACACUAAAUGUGCCGGAAGCCUCUACUUCAGGAUCUAUGUUCCCUCGUUAAGAACCCAUGACAUGCUAAUGUUCUAGCCUCUUUUGACAUGGAGAAUGUUGACAUUAAAAGUCAGUUGUGAGCUUUGUUUUGUGUAUAUUGGACUCUGGGUCUAUUCUUGAAUAUGUGUAGUCAUCUGCUUACCAACAAGGUACAUUUUGUUUGAAGGAAAUAUGAUGUUUGGUGUGAAAU
This is a messenger RNA of Sardina pilchardus (European sardine), 1370 nucleotides long. Its product is annotated as ly6/PLAUR domain-containing protein 1-like. NCBI's taxonomy places the organism in Eukaryota, Metazoa, Chordata, Actinopteri, Clupeiformes, Clupeidae. Gene Ontology annotation, molecular function: acetylcholine receptor inhibitor activity. The record is from RefSeq and is a predicted model, not a curated record. Gene Ontology annotation, biological process: acetylcholine receptor signaling pathway. The transcript is spliced from 3 exons. Bases 178 to 651 code for a protein of 157 amino acids.